Zasmidium cellare ATCC 36951 is the source of this 1023-nucleotide messenger RNA. RefSeq lists its product as uncharacterized. Bases 1 to 1023 code for a protein of 340 amino acids. The transcript has 13 exons. The record is from RefSeq and is a predicted model, not a curated record. NCBI's taxonomy places the organism in Eukaryota, Fungi, Ascomycota, Dothideomycetes, Mycosphaerellales, Mycosphaerellaceae.
AUGUCUUCCCGUGCAGCUCUUAUCGCUGCUCUCGCAGCAGCCGUCUCUGGCUCCAUCAUCCCAAGACACGGCGAGGAGUGCUGCUUCCAGAUUUCUGCAUCUGGCGGCGUUACUGGCACCCUCGGCCAGAUCUUCGACGGACAAAACCGUGUGGGCGGCGGCUACCCGCCAGCUACCUACUGUCUCAAGGAUGGCGGUCUCUACGACAAGAACGGCCGUGGCUGCAUCCUGACCCCACCAACCACUCAGUGGCAGUGUGAUGAGGGUGCCGCUCCAACCUACGGCUUCUCCAUCGGCCCCAAUGGCAGCGCCCAGUACAACGGUAGCCCUGAGUUUUGGGCUUGCCCUGUGAACGACAACGGCGAGUGGAACAUCUACACUGUCCCUGUCAAGGACCAGAAGAAGUGUGUCCAGGUCUCGCUGCACACCAGCAGCCAGUGCGGUGCUCCACCGCCACCCCCUCCACCUCCUCCACCACCACCAGCGCCCCCAGCGCCUCCCGUUUACCAACCCCCGGCCCCAGCUCCAGCGGCACCUCCUGUCUACCAAGCCCCACCGCCGCCACCACCUUCACCUCCAGCCCCGCCUGUCUAUCAUGCCCCUCCACCUCCACCUCCCCCACCACCCGCUCCUCCGGUCUACCACGCUCCUCCUCCACCGCCGCCACCACCAGCGCCACCGGCUUACCAUGCUCCUCCACCUCCACCAGCGCCUCCAGUCAGCACCCCAGUGUACGAGCACAAGCCAGAAUAUAAGCCCAGCUCGUCUGUCCCACAGCCGGAGUACAAGCCAACCUCGUCGGCGCCAAAGCCAGAAUACAAGCCGACCACUCUGUCGACUUCGACUCCUUGCACUACGGCUACGCCGACCUCUGCGGCCUACUCUAACAGCAGCGCAGGAGGAUAUGCUGCGCCAACCACCUUUGGAUACGCUUGCAAUCCAGCUCACGAGUACCCAGAGGGCGUCAAGUGCGUCAGCACCAACGGCUCCCUGGCCCUGGUUACCCCAACUGCCAAGCCAUAG